This is a messenger RNA of Truncatella angustata, 1435 nucleotides long. RefSeq names its product nicotinate-nucleotide diphosphorylase. Gene Ontology annotation, biological process: NAD+ biosynthetic process; quinolinate catabolic process. The record is from RefSeq and is a predicted model, not a curated record. NCBI's taxonomy places the organism in Eukaryota, Fungi, Ascomycota, Sordariomycetes, Amphisphaeriales, Sporocadaceae. Bases 499 to 1404 code for a protein of 301 amino acids. Gene Ontology annotation, cellular component: cytoplasm. The transcript has a single exon. Gene Ontology annotation, molecular function: nicotinate-nucleotide diphosphorylase (carboxylating) activity.
GAGAUGCCGCUAACUUGGCACAUGUCUUAGAGUAAACAAUUACAUUACAUUACCCCACGAACCCGACGUUCCGGUAUUCGGCAGUGCCCCUUCCAGCGCGGCGGCUUUGGUCGGCAAUGUACGGGGAAGCUUUUAUCUUUGAGGCUCUCGAGAGGGCGAAUUGAUCUGGUCUUUUCUUCCAUUUGCAUUCUCAAAUUCACGCUGCCAGACACAUCGAGUCGUCUGCUUCAAAGAGGGAAACCGCUUGACACAUUUCUGCGGGGAACAGCUGCGAAAACAAGGGCGCAAGCUCCAAAACAGUUUCGGGUCAUUGUACUGUAGCCACCUCCCCAUAUCCUCUCGCUACCCUCUCUUGACAAUUGUACAUUUACAUUGUACUUUGCAUCCUGCCAACCAAAUACCUUGCAAAUCAAAACCCCCGAUCUGGUGGUCCGGUUCAAACCGAGCCGCUUUCUCCAUCAUCCCAGACCCCCACCACAAGUUUACCCCGCGGCGACCAUGGCCACCGGCCUCCCCAGCUCCGCCGGCAACCUCGCCCACCUUCUUCCGCCGUCAUGGAAAGCCCAGAUAACGACCUGGCUCGCCGAGGAUACGCCCUCCUUCGACUACGGCGGCUUCGUCGUCGGCGAGGAUCCCCGCACCGCCACCCUCUGGGGCAAGAGCGAGGGCAUCGUGGCCGGCGUGCCCUUCUUCGACGAGAUCUUCGCCCAGUGCGGCUGCCGCGUCGAGUGGCACCUGAAGGAGGGCGACGAGGUGGCGCCCUCGCCCGAUAACAAGGGCAAGGUCAAGGUGGCGACCGUCAGCGGGCCCACGAGGCAGCUCUUGCUGGGCGAGAGGGUCGGUCUGAACAUGCUGGCCAGGUGCUCGGGCAUUGCGACAAAGACGAGAAAGAUGGUCAGGCUGGUCAGGGAUGCCGGAUAUACCGGUAUCUUGGCCGGCACGAGGAAGACGACGCCGGGCUUCAGGCUCGUCGAGAAAUACGGCAUGCUCGUUGGUGGCGCGGAUAUGCACCGGGUGGACCUGAGCUCCAUGAUCAUGCUCAAGGAUAACCACGUAUGGAGCCGUGGAAGCAUCACGGACGCCGUCCAAGCGGCACGUUCUGUCGGUGGCUUUGCGCUCAAGAUCGAGGUCGAGGUGCAAAACGAAGCCGAGGCAGACGAGGCCAUUGAGGCUGGUGCAGAUAUCAUCAUGUUGGACAACUUCACAGGCGACGGUGUCAAGGUUGCUGCCAGAAGCUUGAGGGAAAGGUGGCAAGGCAAGAAAUCGUUCUUGUUGGAAGUGAGUGGUGGUCUGAAAGAGGAUAAUGUUGCGCCGUAUGUGUGCAACGAUAUCGACAUUAUCUCGACGAGCUCGAUACACCAGGGCACUGGCUACGUCGACUUUUCGCUGAAGAUUAAUCAAUAGCUUCACAAUAGAAAUGCAUCGAAAUGUUUAA